AUGUGCUUAAAAUCAAACGACUGUCCGAAACACUUCUGCGAGCACGAAUGUCUUUAUAAUGCAGCGUUAAACGGCAACACGCAACGGCUAGUGGAGCUCAUCCUCAACGGAGCCGACGUCUCGCAGACAUCGAUGCCUGGCCGACACCAGUUGAUCCACUUCACCGGGCGGCCAGGAAGCGCAGAAGCCAUGAAAGCCCUGCUCGACGCCGGAGCCGACGCUUCUGCAGUCUCCUACGACGGCCAAACGCCUCUGCAUAUGGCGGCCGCCGACGGCGGAAUCGAGCAAGUGCAAAUGCUCAUCGGGGCCGGAACCAACGUCAACGCCCGCACCAUGGACGACGAGACCCCGCUGCACCAAGCGGCCAGGGCGGGAGAGGAGGAGAUCGCCAAGCUGCUCAUCGCUGCUGGCGCGGACGUCACUGCCAGAGACUGCUACGGACAGUCGCCCCUGCAUCAUUCUGCUAGUCGCGGCCACCUCGGCGUGGUCCAGGUGCUUCUCGACGCCGGCGCCGACAUGAGCGCCCUCGACAACAAAGGAGACACGGCCGCCCUGCACUCCCUCUCCGACGCGCCGGCCUCGGUCAAGCUCAUGAUAGAAAAGGGCGCCGACGUUUCCGUCCGAGGCCAGGGCGGCGACACCCUGCUGCAUCGAGCGGCCUCGUUCUCGGCGGAGCUGAUAGGACUCUUGCUCGGGGCCGGCGCGGACCUCGAGGCGACGGAUGACGAAGGAAAGACUCCCCUACACGCCGCAGCUGCGUGGGGGGACGCCGAACAUGUCCGGAUCCUGCUUGCGGCCGGGGCUGACAUGGGUGCGAGGACCAACGACGGCGAGACGGCGCUGCACUUGACGGCGGGGAGCCCGGAUGCCCUGUUCCUGGGGUUUGGACAUGAGUCUGAUGCCAAGGCUAGGGUUCUCCUCGACGCUGGUGUCGAUGUGAAUGCGAGGACGGUGUCAGAUGCAGACGCCAUGAACAGCUCACGAGCGGGGAGACCAUCAAAGUCUCCUCUGUUCCUAGUCAUCGCCGCAAUCCUCAUCUUCGCAGUAGCCGUCGAGGCCUCGUACGGCGAUCGGUUACCAGAGUUCCGAGAAUGCGUCCAAGUCUGCCACGAUGAGAACUGCGCUCCCGGCAAAGAUGCUACGCCAAUCCCCUUCCACCGCCGCCUCCUCCUCUGGACCUGCGCCUCCGAAUGCGACUACGCCUGCCAACACAUAAUCACAAAAGAGCGCCUUGCCGCCGGCGAGCGCGUGGUCCAGUUCCACGGAAAAUGGCCCUUCCCACGCAUGCUGGGCAUCCAGGAACCCGCCAGCACCCUCUUCAGCUUGGGCAACCUCUGGGCCCACCAGAACGGCUGGCGCAAGCUCCGCGCCGUCAUCCCGGCGUCGUACCCGCUGCGGCCCUGGUACGAGUGGCUCGCGGGUGUGGGCAUCGCCUCGUGGACGUUCAGCGCAAUCUUCCACACGCGCGACUUUGUCGCCACGGAGCAGCUCGACUACUUUGCUGCGGGCGCGAGCGUGCUGUACGGGCUGUACUACACCGUGGUGCGCAUCAUGCGCCUCGACCGGCCGACGCCGCGCCGGAGGUCGGUCCUGCGCGCGUGGACGCUGCUGUGCGUGCUGCUUUACGCCGGGCACAUUGCCUACCUCAAGGGCGUGCGGUGGGAUUACACGUACAACAUGACGGCCAACGUUAUUAUCGGCGUGAUUCAGAACCUCAUGUGGUUGUGGUUCAGUUUGAACAAGUAUAGGCAGUCACGGAGGACAUGGGCCAUCUGGCCGAGUAUCGUCGUCGCGGUGGUCGUCAUGGUCAUGAGUCUGGAGCUGUUUGACUUCCCACCCGUGUGGGGUGCAUUGGAUGCGCACAGUUUAUGGCACCUUGGCACGAUCCCGCCAACGGUACUCAUCUUCCUGAUCAAGGAUGCGCAGGACGAUAUGGCGGGUAGUGAGAGGUUAAAGUCUUGA
This is a messenger RNA of Colletotrichum tamarilloi, 1962 nucleotides long. RefSeq lists its product as uncharacterized. The record is from RefSeq and is a predicted model, not a curated record. The transcript has 5 exons. Gene Ontology annotation, biological process: GPI anchor biosynthetic process. The coding region runs from base 1 to 1962 and encodes 653 amino acids. Gene Ontology annotation, molecular function: protein binding; hydrolase activity, acting on ester bonds. Gene Ontology annotation, cellular component: endoplasmic reticulum membrane. NCBI's taxonomy places the organism in Eukaryota, Fungi, Ascomycota, Sordariomycetes, Glomerellales, Glomerellaceae.